CGCUUCGACACGGCCUUCUUCCUGUGCUGCCUGCGCGACCCGCCGCCCGUCUGCCCGGACUUGAGCGAGGUGGUGGGCUACCAGUGGUCAUCUCCGUUAGAGGCAACUGAAAGUUUCAUAUCAAAAGAAAUUUGGUUGGCACCCCCACAGUUCUAUGAAAUAAGAAGACUCGAAAACUUUGCCUCUCUCUCUGACUUGCACAAAUUUUGUUUGGAUCAUGUAUUAGAAGGGGUGGAAAGAUGGAUGCCGAUCAUGUUAUUAACUGCUGAUGGGCUCAUCUCGCUUUUACCAGGAGAUGAGCUGUACUUAGAAGAUUCAAAGUUCUUAGAAAAUAUUUUGUCCACUGAAAAAAAGACUGAAGAAAUCAUGAAGGAAGGCAAGAAAUUUCACCGAGUCGUGAUGUAUAAUAGUGGCCGUAUUUAUGGUAUCCUCGUGACUGUUCAGCCCAAGUAUAAACAUGUUUAUCCUAAGACCUAUGUAGUAAGUAAGAGCCAUUUGUAGUGUAUUGCUUAUUUGUAAGCUGGUCUACUUGAACUUGUCCUAAUAAAUAAUGAGGGAUAAUAAGACUUGCUUGGAACUUGAACUUUGUGCCUGUAAGAGUUAUAGUACAGUCUUUCUUAUUUGAAGUGUAUUGUGGAGUUCUCUUGCUUAUUUUAAACCUUACAGUGUCACAUAAGUAUGAAGUAUUCAUGAUCUUUUUACUGAAAUGAAAAAAAAAAAAUUCACAAUGAUUUCCAUUUCUGUAUUAUAGUUUUAUUAUCAAAAGUUUAAAUAAACUGUUGUAUUGUCAUUUUCUUUUAAAUGUCCAGUGUAUUAGCAUUUUCCUUGAUGUGCUUAGGAGAUUGAUCCCUGGAUUCCUUAGACUUUCUGCUGAACUUAAUUUAAGGGUGUCUGAUUACAUGAUAACAAGACACUUACAACCUUUGAGUGACAAUGUCAUUAUUUUUUUAAGUCUUUAGCUUGAUGAUUAAUGUACAAUUCUUUUGAAAACCAAAUGGUAUUAGUUAUUUAUUAGGUUUACCAAAUUGGAAAUCUAUCUUAGUUAAUAUUUUAAAGAAAUAUGAAGCCAUAUCAAAAGCUGUAAAUUUUAACUCGAGUGCUAGUUAAUGAAACAAAGAGGUUAGAGGGAUGUAGAAUUAUUCAUCAUUUAAUGGUAUUUAGUAGUGAUGUUUAUUUUCAUUAUUUUUAACAUGGGUAAGUUUUUCACCUCUUAAGGGGAAUAAUAUUGAUUAAAGAUGAGAAAUGGUUAAGACACCAAUUGUAUUUAAGAUCUUUGACUGUAUUAUGCAUCAUAAAAUGGAUUUCUUUUUUCAUGAAAUAUCUUAUUUUUUCUACUUACAAAAUAGAGGUAUUGAUGAAUUAA
Miniopterus natalensis is the source of this 1363-nucleotide messenger RNA. It is a transcript of the gene NUDT19, whose product is annotated as nudix hydrolase 19. The record is from RefSeq and is a predicted model, not a curated record. Lineage: Eukaryota; Metazoa; Chordata; Mammalia; Chiroptera; Miniopteridae. Gene Ontology annotation, molecular function: hydrolase activity, acting on acid anhydrides, in phosphorus-containing anhydrides. Gene Ontology annotation, cellular component: mitochondrion.